Molecule: messenger RNA, 330 nt
Organism: Trypanosoma rangeli
Lineage: Eukaryota; Euglenozoa; Kinetoplastea; Trypanosomatida; Trypanosomatidae
Exons: 1
Coding region: 1-330 (109 amino acids)
Source: RefSeq, a predicted model, not a curated record
AUGGAGUGUUCUGCGGCGACUGAUAUAGCAUGCGGAAAGCAAAGCCUCUUGUUGCGGCUGAGAGGUUUGCUCACUGACUGCACUCUCAGCCGCAGCAGGCUGACGCGCAUUGCCCACAUUCGGCGCUGGCAGUGCUCAGGGCACCGACCCGUCGUUGUCUCUUCCCGCUCCUUCCCGUGUUUAGCCCGCCUUGUUCCCCUGAACGGCUGGCGUGGGAUGCCCGCGCGGGUUGACAACCGCCCCCGCACCUGUGGGAUGCAGCGCAGUUUCUGGGCCCGGUGCCUCCGUCUCUUCCUCCGGCUCAGGAGGGGCGGCAGGGAUCUUCCUUAG